UUGUUGACAAAACAUAACCGUCGCUCCAGUCCGACGUUAGCGGCCGGCGGAUUUCUUAUCAGUGCCAGUCGUGCCAGUGAUUCAAAAUGAGCAAGCCAACCAAAGCUAACUGCAGGAAAUUCUUCCUACGGAACGUUGAGAUCCCUGUGGCCAACAGCAAAGCACAAGUUCUGAAAGCUUCGCAAACGGCAAACACCAACACCUCUGAGCGUACAACCACUAGGCCAAAAAAUCCCGUUAAUAGUGCACCGGUGGUAAAAAGCACAGCUGCUUCAGCUGCCAGCAAGUACAAGGAAGCGGAACUGCACAGCGCUCUCAAUGUCCGCAAAGAAAUUGAAAAGGUCAAAUCCCUGCACGCGAAGGCUCCAACUAGCAUCGGAGAGCUCACACCGAAGAGCAAGAAAUUUGUCCGCGAUCAGGUCACCAAGAAGCUAAACUUCCAGCACGACGAGAACGUCUUCAAAGGACUGGUUCCGGUGAAUGUGAACGAUUCGGUGCUAAUUCCUACCACCAAAAAACCUCUGAGGAGUUCGUACGUUGUCAGGGAGAAACGGGAUCCGGAACCGGAGCUGGGUGACUUUUUGCGGCCCAUUGCCAAGUGUAACGUCCCGCUGGAGCCAUACUUGGCACCGCAGAUGGCACCGAGGCGGCCGAAUUUCAACAACUUUGACCACAUACUGGAGGUGUUCGCCAAAGUCGAUGUGGGAGCGUAAGGGUAUUUAGAAAACAGUUGAUUAAGUCUGAAUUUCAUGUUACAUUUAGGUUAAGUCGCAUUGCUAUUUCUUGUACACAUAAAACUGAUUUGAUUUGUAUUUAGUAACUGUCAGAAAUCUGAUCCGAAAAUUAAAAUUUCUUAUAUAACAUUUAUCUA
This is a messenger RNA of Aedes albopictus (Asian tiger mosquito), 871 nucleotides long. RefSeq names its product protein PPP1R35 homolog (gene Rcd4). Lineage: Eukaryota; Metazoa; Arthropoda; Insecta; Diptera; Culicidae. Bases 87 to 713 code for a protein of 208 amino acids. The transcript has 2 exons. The record is from RefSeq and is a predicted model, not a curated record.